UUGGACUAUUUUAACUACGUCUGUGGAAUUUAGAACCUAUUAUAAGUCAAAAAACCGCAGGAAUCCUGAUUUUAUGAUUGAAUCAAUGAAGCAGAUGAAUGGAAGUGACUACAGACAGCCGCAGUCCGACGGCACAGAGACCAGAUUCAGUUCAUGGACGCCUGUAACAAAUAAAGCAUGUAACCAACAGCUUUUUCAGGAAAGAACAACUCUCAUCCUCCAUUGGUUUGACCUGUGGACAGACCGUCAAAGAAAAGAAUUUAUGUGUCGUCUGCUGAGGAGAUGCUCCAAAACUCAGCUCAAGUUCACCAGUGAUUGCUUGGCAGAAUCAGUCCCCAUCACUCGAAUGGACUUCACGGCAGUGCUGCCUCGCUUUCUGUCUCUCUACAUCAUGUCCUUCCUCAGUCCUCGAGACAUCUGCGCCGCAGCACAGGUGUGCUGGCACUGGAGAUUCCUGGCAGAGCAGGACUGUCUGUGGUCUCCGAAGUGCAUCCGUCUGGGAUGGUUUCUUCCCUACAGCCCAUCAGAUCAUGAGUACGGAGCGUGGAAAAGACAUUAUGUGGCCUGCACUGCCAGUUUAGACAUUCUGACUGCACGGGAAGCAGAAGAUGUCUAUGGUACCUUGAAUGAGAGUCUGAGUGCACCAGAGGAGCAAGAGGAUAGAUGGAGAGAGCACAAGAUAAGACAAACUAUCAGAGAGAAGAUAGCAGAGCAUAAAAAGGCUGCAUUGAAGACCAGGAGAGCAUGGUUAAACACCAGUAAAUUGGGCACAUCAUCUAUACAUAAGCCACUGAGUCUCACUGCUGCUCUUGUUCAGCUUGGGGAAAAGUGUCGAUUGGAAAAUUCACUCUCUAGUGUGGAAAUAAGAGAACCGUGGCUUGAUUUGAGGAUGAAUAAUACUCUUGAGAGCACAUGUGCCACUAUGAGUUCACUGUUCUGCAAACCAGUCAAUUCUUCCUACCGUCCUCUUCCUCAUUUCCUCCUUGUGUCAUCCAAAGUUCCUGGAUAUGAACUGCUUCUGGCCGCGGCGCAUGUGUCUGUGGUGGUUUUGCCGUAUGACUCACAUGGAAUGACCUUGGAGGCCUUGCUCUCUCUGGCGGAAAGGACGAUCCAAGGCAGGAUGAUGCAAAGUCUCGGCAUUCUGGUGGCAGGAAGCACAGAUGAGUUGACUCUCACAGAUGGACUGAGCAUUACUGAGAAGACAGUGCUGAAGCCGUGUGUGAGGGAGUUCUGGGAGAAACUGUGUGGCUGGGUGGUUCCUGGUUCAGACGGAGGGAGUCUGGACAUCUUUGUUCCCCUGGCAGCUUCUGUUGCAGGGAUGGACCUGAUGAGGAAGUUGUCUGUUUUGACUGAUCUGAAUGUCAGAGCUCCAACAGGAAUCUGCACGGGCUCCUUCCAGCACAUUCUCAGUGAGUGGUCCGGGUCUGGUGAGUUUCCUCCAUUGGUGUAUCUGCAUGAGACCCUCUUCCUGAGCUGGUGCAGACAGGCUGAAUGGAUAGAAGAAGCCUGUAAGGAACUACGGAAACAGCUGGGGCCACAGCUGGAUUUUAUAUGUCAAGAGAUCAGAGGCCGCAUCCUGGGUCUAUUCCUCUGGGAUCAUAUAAAGAUGCCUGUCAUUUCCCUUAAAUCUGAGGUCAUGCAGUGUUUGGUUCGUGGGAUCGUGGCUCUGAUGAACGAGACUCCAGAUGAUCCCUUAGACUUCUUGGGACACUUUCUACUAAGGUCAUCAGUCAACAGUGGUGUGAAGAGCAGCGAUCCAUUCCCCAGUCCAGAAUCUCCAAAUGGUUUGUUAAGUGAUGCAGAUAGACGCAGUGCUGUGUGCAAAGAGCUUUUGAAUAGUGAGAAAACAUACGUGAGGCAUCUUCAAGCGGUGGCAACAGUGUUUUACUCACCUCUCAGAGCGGCACUGGACUCCAAUCGAGCCAUCAUCAGCUCAGUCAAUCUCAUCAGCCUCUUCUGCCCUCUGCUGGACAUUUUGGAGGAAAACAAGUAAAAUACAGUCCAUUAUAUUUCUCUUUCUGUUGCUCUUGAAUUCUCUGGCCUUCACAAAUGCUCUUGCAGUGUUUUUCUGAAGGAGCUUACAGAGAGGUGGGAGGACUGGUCUCCGCUGCAGUGUGUGGGGGAUGUUUGUGUCAAGUUUUGCACCAAGUUAAGAGUCUACACUAACUUUUUCAACAACUAUUCUACCAUUCUGAGAACUAUAGACAAGUGUCGUGAGAUGCUUCCUGUUUUCCGCAACUUUCUAAAGAGACACGACCGGACCGUUGCUACCAGAAUGUUGAGUCUCCAGGAGCUGUUUCUCACACCAUCCGCACGGGUGGAGGAGUAUGUGACUUUGCUUCAGGCAUUAACGCUACACACACCGCCUGAGCACCCAGACUACACACAGUUAUCAUCUUCCCUUAACUCGAUGACGGCUUACAGGGGCUUCAUACACAAGUUGAAAAAGAGUCUGGAUCGAGACUUGAGAAUCAUGGAGGCACAGAGCACAAUUCAAAGCUGCCCAAAUUUGUUGGAGGGGAGCAGAUACUUGAUAACCACACAGGAUGUGGCAUUACUGAGCUGCCUUAAUGGAGACAUUGCUUCCUCUCUUAGGAUGUAUGAGCAUGUGAGUGACCUGGGAAUGUUUCUGUUCAAUGAUGCUCUCGUGCUUACAGAGAAGAGUGUGUCACACGUGCCGUUUUGUCUGACAAAGAACACGACUCACACCUUUCUCGCCUCUGUGGCUCUGCACUGUCUAAAUCUCACGGAAAUCACAGAUACAAAGUAUGUCCGAAACGCUUUUCAGCUGGAGAGCCCAAAGCGGCAGUGGAUAUGUGCUACAGAUAGAGAAGAGGACAAAAUCAGGCUGCUGUGUGCUUUACACAGUGCUAUGAGUGCUGCUAUAACACGUAACUAAAGAUGAACAGAAUAUUUACUCCUGAAAGCUAAAUGAUGGACAUUAAUUCCUAACUUGCUAUUUUUUUAUUUGUUUUAUUACCAAGCAAAUUGAAUUGGUAUGAUUACUACAUCUGAUUAUUAUUGAUUACAGUAUGGAUUAAUGCAUGAAUAUAAAAAUCUGCGUUUUUAUGCACACUGGA
This is a messenger RNA of Pimephales promelas (fathead minnow), 3080 nucleotides long. The record is from RefSeq and is a predicted model, not a curated record. NCBI's taxonomy places the organism in Eukaryota, Metazoa, Chordata, Actinopteri, Cypriniformes, Leuciscidae.